Molecule: messenger RNA, 1323 nt
Organism: Tigriopus californicus
Lineage: Eukaryota; Metazoa; Arthropoda; Copepoda; Harpacticoida; Harpacticidae
Product: exopolyphosphatase PRUNE1-like
Cellular component (GO): cytoplasm
Molecular function (GO): exopolyphosphatase activity
Source: RefSeq, a predicted model, not a curated record
CUCACAUGCCCCUUUGGCCUCGGGUUAAAGUGAGAUUCGGUGGUAUUGUUGUUCACACUUGAGGGGCUAUAAUUCUUGAGCCAUAUUUGAAGUAAGCCCAACGAAAAGAGUGUUGAGGGGAUUACGUGUUAAUCAUGGAGUCCUCUGUGCGCACCAUGCAAUCUGCUUUUCAUACCAUUGAAUUGAGUAUGGAUCACAUGGAGGAUAAGAUGGAUUCCUUGCUCAAAGAAUACUACCUCAUGUGUUGAAAAAGCUCAAGGACGUGCCUAAAUUGGGCGUCGUGCUCGGGAACGAGGCCGGCGAUUUGGACUCGGUGACCUCGGCCCUCACGUAUGCGUAUCAUUUGCAAGAGCACCGUGAUUAUGAAUGCAUUCCCGUGUUGAACUUUCCAAGAUUGGAUUUGCCCUUGAAAACCGAGGUGCGUUUUUGUUUGAAAAAGCUCCACUUGAAUCCGGAGCACCUCGUGUUCGUGGAUGACUUGAACUGGGUCGAACUGGGAGACGCCCUCGAGUUGACAUUGGUAGACCAUAAUGUAAUUAACAAGCCAGAAUUGAAAUUUCUCGAGCCGAAUGUGGUGGCCGUGUUUGACCAUCACGUCCAAGAACGGCAGGACAUUGAUGAUUUGGACUUUCAGUUGGAUUUUGUUGGCUCUGCUUCCACCCUAAUUGCCGAAAGGAUCUUCCAAGAAAACCCCGAGAUGCAAGAGGAGACCGUGUUGAAACUGAUUCGUUGGACCAUCAUCACCGACACGUCGAAUCUGUCGCCGGCCAAGAAGAAGGCGACCAAAUUGGACAUUGAAAUAUUGGAACAGAUUGAAAAUAUUCUUGCCGAAUCCGCCGCAUCCAUGUGGAAUCGGAAAGUUAUCUACGAGGAGAUCAUAAAAGCGAAAAGCGACACCUCCUCUUUUUGUGCCAAUCAACUUCUUCGCAAAGAUUUGAAGGUGGUUUACUUCAAAGCCCCUGAAAUCACUGUGUCUUUGUCGUCGCUCCCAGGUGCCAUGAGUUGCUCUAAAUUCAUGGACCGGCUCGAUUUUCGGAAGGACCUGGACGAUUUUCAACGCAAAGGAAACUAUGCCUUAAUCAUUGCCUUAGGGGCUGGUGAUCUGAUGAUCUAUCCCAAAGAAACCGACCUAUGUUUCAAAGUGCGAGAGAUGCUGUUGUCCAAGAAUCCGGAUAUUAAGAUCAAGGUGGAUCAGAGCAAGUUUUCUGACGUGGAGUACUUGCGCAGGUCCAAUGUAGCUUAUACUCGGAAAAAGAUUAUGCCCUUGGUCAAGGAGGCUAUUGAGGAAUGUAAAUAAUACAACUUCAACCAAUUUCGGCCGUA